This is a messenger RNA of Patella vulgata (common limpet), 1673 nucleotides long. RefSeq lists its product as uncharacterized. Gene Ontology annotation, cellular component: membrane. The record is from RefSeq and is a predicted model, not a curated record. Gene Ontology annotation, molecular function: G protein-coupled peptide receptor activity. Gene Ontology annotation, biological process: neuropeptide signaling pathway. Bases 65 to 1045 code for a protein of 326 amino acids. The transcript has a single exon. Lineage: Eukaryota; Metazoa; Mollusca; Gastropoda; Patellidae.
CGGUAACACCUCCUCGAACAUUACUUUUAUUCCACAAAGACGGCAUUUCCGUGGACCACCACGUAUGGAGUUAUUCCGACGAUUUACAGAGAUUGGAAUACCUGUGUUAUUAAGUGCUGGAAUUGUAGGAAACAUCCUGAUUCUACUUGCCUUGCUAGCUACCAAAUUAAAACGUGUUUCUUUCAGUCAGUAUUUAAUAGCCAUAUCGAUAUCGGACCUGGCUUAUUUACUAAGUACGGCUAUAAUCUGGAUAUCGGAUCACUGGUAUGAUAUAUUUAACAUCACGGGAAUAUGCCAACUAACGACAUACACCUGGUUUCUGGCUAACUUUUUAUCGACAUGGUUUCUGGUAUUCGCACAUAUUGAACGAUGUUUAAUAAAUUUCGCAUCUGGACGCAGGAAGCUGUGGUGUAGUUUGUUUAGAACCAAGUGUAUUAUAAUUGUGGUGGCUAUUUUUUCCAUGGUAGCUAAUCUGUAUAUCUUAUGGACACAUAUGGUGAUUAAGAAUCGAUGUCGACCCAUGCCAGAAAGUGUGAUACAUCUGAGAAACUUACGAAAAGUUGAUGUCGUGUUCACGGUUUUAAUUCCCAUGGCUAUGAUUAUAAGUAUGGAUAUAUGUCUCAUGCUAGCCAUGACAUCCCGCUUUCGACGACGAUAUGGCAAUGACUUGCACAAAGGACCUAUUACGGCUUCUCAAAACGGCAGAUUGAGAAAUCUAAACGAUUUGCCAAAUUUUGUGGAGGGUCGUGUGCGGACCACGGCCACGUGUGUAACCUCCGGUCUGUUAUAUUUAACUUUCUCAAUUCCGUCUUUAAUAAUUAGAAUGAAAUUAACUUUUACUGAUGGUACAAGGCGAUCAUUGAGCGAUCUAGACGUCAUGUUAUCACCAAUAUUCCACGAGAUCGUUAAAAUCAACUUUGUUUAUAAGUUCUUCUUGUAUAUUCUUGUCUUACGAGGCUUUCAGCGAGCUGUUUUGAACUUGUUUCGGUCCAAUUGUUGCCGCAAGAGGCAGCGGACGACAGACCCAUCUAUUGUUGCCUUAUAAAACACAGUGGAUCAAAUGUGUACAAAUACAAGUUUAAUUUCUCGCCUUAAAACUUACAAAUCAAGUAUUAUGUUGUAGGAGUCAAAUUACAGAUGUCACCACAUGCAAGAAGUGUAUAUUAUUGAUGGUUUACACAGACGAAUCGACAAGACUUUGAACAAAUAUUACUCCUUUUAAAUUCAUUAAUUAUUGUGAUCUAUAAAGUUGUCUGUUUUAUUUAAUGUGACCAAUUAGUGAAUUAUUGGAGACCUACCAAGACGAAUCCAUGAGGCCUAGAACAAAUAGUCCGUCUUUAACUGUCAAAUAUAACAAAAUCUUAGUGAUUUCUUUUGUACCGGUAAGGAAAAAAAACUUUCAAUCUAUUCUUUAAAAUAAUGUUGCUUCAGACAAUAAAUAUAAACAAAAAAUACAAAUAAAAAUUGUAAACAAUGAAAGUCCGGUAAACUAUUAACCCAUUAAAUAAUGCAUUAAGUAAAUUUAAUGACCAGAACUUCAGCAUGGUAUCAAAUUAAUGUCGUAUCAAAUUUACCCCAUGCUUGUUUUCAAUUAUAUCGAAUUCAUAGCUGGUUGUUUUCUCAGAUAGUUAAUUUAUGUCAGGUUGUUUUCUGAUACCAAAUUUAUGUGAAGU